Truncatella angustata is the source of this 1235-nucleotide messenger RNA. RefSeq lists its product as uncharacterized. The record is from RefSeq and is a predicted model, not a curated record. The transcript is spliced from 2 exons. Bases 317 to 1009 code for a protein of 230 amino acids. NCBI's taxonomy places the organism in Eukaryota, Fungi, Ascomycota, Sordariomycetes, Amphisphaeriales, Sporocadaceae.
CGAUCCUAUGGGGAGGCCUAUUGGAAAGCAGAUGCCUACCUUGUCUAUGCUUAAAGUAGCAAAACUCUCCCGCAGUCUCGAUCGGAUCUUCGUUUGAUACUCCUCCUUCUAUUCGUGCUUUUGCUUAGUUCCCGUAUUACGUGCAGAUACAAGUGCCUAUUUGCUCGUGCAUCAGUCCACUUACAUCUCGACAAUUUUAAGUUAUCAAAUUAUCAUUGCUUGGCUGCACGAAAGCCCGUACUACUAAAUCACCGCGAAUAAACACGAAUCGUUUUCCUGGGCCCUAUACGGGCUUUGGAUAGUGUACGCCUUUUCGAUGCCAACUGAGUAUAUCAGAGUUCGUUCCGGCCAUGUUCCUGAGAUCGUCCGGUCCAACUCAUUCUCAUAUCGACACCACCACCAUCACCGACGCUCUAGAUGCCACGAUGAUUGUUGUGGAGUCUCUUGGACAGACUACAAUAAUUUACUGGAGCAAAACCGCAAGUUCAGCCAACAAAACGAAGAACUUUCACAAGAGAAGGAUACCUUGAAGGCGGACCUGAAUAGGGCUACUCAAGCCAAUAAAGCAUGGUCCGAGGAUGCCGUACGUUGGAAUGAAGUCAACGGACGACUUUCCGGAGAAGUUGAACGAUUAUCAGGAGAAAUACACAUUCUUCAAGACGAGCUUGCCCGAUGCAGGCGCUCAUGGUCUCCAGCUGACGACCACCAGAUCCACGGAUUCAAGAGGCGGAUCAAAGCACUUGAACACGAACUCAGAGAUCAGGAGAAAACCUUCAGCGCAGAAAUUCGCGGUCUUAAGGAGGAUGUCAAGAAGUCCAAUGAUGUUGCUAGCCAGUGGAAACGCAAAUACGACGAGUUGAAACGUCUCUACGAUAGCAUCAGAGACAGCACUCGGCGACAGAUCUUUGAACGUGAUGCACAGCUUGAAAGAAGGGGUGAGAUUAUCCAAGAGCAAUCGCAUACAAUUCGUCGCUUAAAGGAUUUGUUGGAGAGGUACCGAGGCUGGUAAACGAAGUUUUGCCAUUCGAGCUUUACUGGUGUUCAUGGAAUCAUUUCAUGUUUGGGGCGGGUCAUGAAUUUCCAGAAGGGCAUUGAAGUACUUCGUGAGAUUCCUUACGACCAAACUUUUGCGGUCUUAUUUCACGAUCAUGAUUAUGGGGGGCAGCAUGAGGAACUGUGAUGAGGUCAGCUGAAUGCUCGACCCAUCAUCACAUCGAUAUAUUUACGACAUGAAC